AUGGCGGUCAUGUUGCUGGUGCAGGAGAACAAGAAAAACAUGGAGACAAUGGCAGAAAAGCUUGAAAGGGUUAGUGGAAAACAAGUUAUGAACGACAAAGAUUCAGUGACAAACAUACACCACCUGAAUAAACAGACGGGUUUAGUUAGAUCUGUAGCAGCCGGCACAUUGUUUGUAGCUGGACAUGCAAGGGACCCGCUCGGUAGACUGAAACAUAGGCUGUUGUUCAAAGGUGACCAUUCACGAUCAAAGAAACAUGCAAGCAGCGAAUGGAAACAAUUUGGAGCAUCUUAUAGCGGCGCCGGAGACGUGCAACACGAAACACCUUGCCCGGAGGCACUUCAGACAAACGAUGUCGAGCCAUACGUCCCAUCCGUUGUUCACGUGCCCGUUGAUACUCCUCUCAUUGAUUUAACAACCGGAGAAGGUACCGUGAGUUUCUUCACUCUCUUGUCUAUGGCUGCAGAAGGAGUUGUUGAAAUUGAGUCAUACAUACCACAAUGCGACAUUCCUGAUUACGUCAAGCAGCACGACUACGCGACCGAACAAAUGGACUAUAUGAUAGCUCCAGCUGAGAUGCCCGUAACAACUGGUACGCAAGAACAGACAGUAAAAACCGAACCUGAAAAUCACGGCUGCAGCUUUGACACAUACGUUUCCAUCAACACAAUAAGUUUCAGAAAACUGUAUUCAAAUUUUCUUGCGGAAAGAUUCUUCAGAUCAAUGACAAGGGACACGGAUAUUGGUUCCCUAUCAAGGACUUUUGUUGCGAUUAGCCAUCCAUUGGUAGCAAUUGUCCCAGGAAUCGGGCUGAAGGAAGAAAUGACUGGUAGAUCUGAGCUACAGAAAGACACCUUUGCUGUCAUAUCAAGAUUAUAUAAUGAGGUGGAAGGGAAUUCAAUAUUUGCUAAGCGUAACCCAUACUGGCCAGGGACAUUUUACUUCCCACCACAGUUUGCAGACAUAGUUAUCGAAGAAGAUGGAUGCCCUCCUUCAAGGCGUGUGGAGAACAUGCUAAAGCUCAAAAAAAAUUCCAACAAUCCAAUGGAUUGUUCUAGGUUCGUCGUUCCGCACUUCCUCGAGAAUGAGGAGAUUUGGGCAAGCUACACAUUUGAUGUGGAGAGGAAGAUUGUUUUCAUGGUAGACCCAACGCUACUUUAUGUACGUUCAAUUGAGGAACGUCACGCUGAUAUAGCAAGCUUGAUACUCAGAGGCCUUCACUACUGCAUGAAAUAUGUUUGGUGUCUCCCAAGCUGGUCCGCAGAAGAUGAUUGGACAUUUCAGGGCACUUUCCACGGGAGGGACACUCUGAGAUAACAGCCGAGUGCAUGGCUUGGAAUGUGCAUACGCAGGCUGGCACCUACACGAUGGCGCUGUGACGAGGCACGGCGAAGAGGUGUAGAUCAACUGAACCGUAGCUACUUCGCAUUCUAUACAUACGUUCGUUCAUGUACCGUAAUACGUCCACGUUAUCUUUUCUGCAGGCGCUGUUCCAGUUUGCAAAAAGUUUGACAUACAUGAUGAUUAAGAUGGAGAGCAACAACCAGAUCCCAUAUGGCCCUGUCAGUUAUGACUGAAAGUGAGGAGCACUGGAGAGCAUCAGCUCGUAGUUAUGCACGGCGUUUUAUGUGUUCAAGGAUAGUCAGCUAUAAGGAAUAGAGGAAUAAUGUAAUGGCCUGAACGUGCACCCUAGACAUUGUAUGAUGAUUUUAAAUAACGUAUUUAGGUUUUUGUUCAAGUGGGUCUGCAGUAAACAACAUCGCUGUUUUACAGCGGCAACGUUAUUAUGUACUUUU
This is a messenger RNA of Brachypodium distachyon (stiff brome), 1796 nucleotides long. RefSeq lists its product as uncharacterized. The transcript has 9 exons. Lineage: Eukaryota; Viridiplantae; Streptophyta; Magnoliopsida; Poales; Poaceae. The record is from RefSeq and is a predicted model, not a curated record. Bases 1 to 1317 code for a protein of 438 amino acids.